Molecule: messenger RNA, 1071 nt
Organism: Salvelinus namaycush (lake trout)
Lineage: Eukaryota; Metazoa; Chordata; Actinopteri; Salmoniformes; Salmonidae
Product: sperm acrosome membrane-associated protein 4-like
Exons: 3
Coding region: 315-692 (125 amino acids)
Source: RefSeq, a predicted model, not a curated record
GAUACUUAAGGUAGUAUCAAGGAAAACGAGAGGCUAUCUUCAGAUCUGUGCAGACGAUGCAUGAAGAGAGAGAAGACUAAGGGUACUGGCAUAAUACCAUAAGUUUGUACAGACGCAUCUCCAGAAAGAACUAUAUCAACACAUUUUACUGGAUAAGAGAAGGUUGCAACAAGUAAUUGUUUUUUUAGAUGAUCAUUUAUCUAGACUAACUAGAUAACGAGAAGACAGAAAGGUCGUGAGGAGCUGGGAAAGCAGUCAAAUCAAAGGGAAUACAGGAUAUUGUCUUUGUUUGGAGAGAGACAAAAAAACAAGUGAUGUCGCAGCUUCUGUGCCAUCUGCUUUUACUGUGUCUGGUACCAUCUGUGGUUCCUCUGUUUUGCUUCACCUGUGUCUUCCCUGCCAUCUCCCCACUGGACUGUAUCAAGUUCCCUCAGAAGUGUCCUCCAGGUCAGCUAUGUCUGUCCAGCAAAGCUGUGGGGAAGCGCGGAGAGUUCAGUGUGACGCUCUACGAGAAGAGCUGUGUCCUCUCCGCCCUGUGUGGCCUGACUGGUGAGAAGUACGCAAUGGGCCUCAACUUCACCUUUACCAAUGAAUGCUGUUCUACCCACCUGUGUAAUGGAGCUGCAGCCCCCUCUGCCCUCUACUGGACUGGCUCUGCUCUCUCUCUCCUCUCAUUCACUCUCUCACUGUGAUUUACCCACCUUUAAAGAUAAUGCUACUGUUGCUAAAUUCAUAAGGAAAACAUGACCACAUUCAGAUGCCUAGCGUUGGUCGAAACCUUUCAGAUAUAAAUGUGAUGAACAUGAUUCCUUGUUGUAAUUGUUGGAGGCAUGUUUGUUAUAAUGUACAUACCAUAUUUCUAUCUGUUCGUUCCAAAACGUUGUAUUCUGCUGAACGUGGCCCAGGUGUUUAACACAGUAAAUGUGUGCUUUCUGUACAUGAAAUAUGGACAGAGGAGAUCAUUUCCAUUGAACUGACCAUUUUCUAGAGAUGAGCAAAGCACGCACAUGGUUUUGCUCAAGUAAUGUAAAAUAAUGUGCCUAACACUUUAUUUUACAUAUAGGCAUAGAA